Molecule: messenger RNA, 3042 nt
Organism: Onychostoma macrolepis
Lineage: Eukaryota; Metazoa; Chordata; Actinopteri; Cypriniformes; Cyprinidae
Exons: 17
Coding region: 181-2553 (790 amino acids)
Biological process (GO): protein localization to plasma membrane; integrin-mediated signaling pathway; T cell receptor signaling pathway
Cellular component (GO): plasma membrane
Molecular function (GO): protein binding
Source: RefSeq, a predicted model, not a curated record
GCAACGUAAUUAAUAUUCAUGAGCCAUGCCUUCAGUAGAGUAGGAUUGGCAAAUUUGUGACCGGUUUAAUCAAUCAAUAAGAACAAUGUUCCGCUGUCUGGACGCGUUGUGCGAGCUUUUUUGAAGAUAUUAUGUAAUGUUUAUGUAAUUCGCGCUUGGACAAGGAGAAUUUAAACGAACAUGGAAAAGGAAGCCUGCAACAAUUUCAAAUCCAUAAGGGCAAAGUUUCAAGAAGAGAUCCAGGCGAGGCACAGACCUGUGGUUCCUGAGAAACCCAAACGCCUCCCAACAUCUGCCAUAAGCCACUCUGGUCUGAUAACCAUGAGCCUUUGUUCAACUGUGGAAACCAAGACCACCAUUCAACCCCAGGUCACUUUGAGAGAUGACCAGAAAACACCUUCAGGAAAACGCCCUGUAUCAUUCCCAACCACAACAUCUGAAGUCAGUAGGUCUGGAGAUGGGCAGAACAGGCAGUCGCUUAAAAUGCGGUAUUUGCCCCUCGUGUUGCCGCUUUCAAACGAGCCAAAGCAUGAUUCUUCUGCACCUGCUUCAAAAGGCAUCAACUCGCCUCUUAAAUGCAUCAUGAAACCAAUUCCUACACCUUUCAGCUCGACCAGAGUUUCACUGUGCGCUAAAGAAAUUGGUAAAAAUGGUCUGGGGCUUUUGAAAAACAGUGGUACUUUUAAUGCUCAGAUGGAAGAGUCCACCCUAAAGACUGCAAGUACAGAUGCUAGGGAGGUCCAACAGACUAGGGUGUCAAAUGCUGGAUUGCUAGAUCAUUCAGCUCCACCUUCACCAAAUGAUUCGCUGACAGAUUCAUCUUCUGGAAGUGUUACUCAUUUCUUUGACCAGCAUGUCCUGAGCACGCUAGAGAAAGCCAAGAGGAAGCUCUGUCAGAGGAACCUGUUGGUGUGUGGCAGACCAAAGGGCUUUUACUCCAGUAAAGCACAAGUGCGGCACACAGAAAGUCCUCCAUCGCCUGCUGCAUCUGAGAGUUGUCACCCAGAGACUUCGCCAUUGAAGGUUAAUGAAAUAUCACACAGCACCAUCUCUGUAAUAGAGCUCGGUGGAGUCAUGCGGCCUAAAAAAGCACGCAAACCUCUUCCUGACCUGGUGUCCUUAGGUCCUACGCCCUCAAAGCCACCUAGACCCCCACGUGUGGAUCUGAGCAAAUAUAAGACUGGAUUGCAUGUCUCUGAACCAACUGAAGCACUUACUAUUGAAUCUGUACCUGAGCCUGAGAUUGCAGCCCCUGCUAAUGCAUCACUUGAGGACGCAAGUGUACCUCCCCCUGAAUUUCCAGAUUUUGACAUUUCUGCACCAGAAGCCACAGACAGUAAUGCCAUAAAUCUGGCGGCCCUGGAUUUCGAGGCCACUGAAUUUCAAGGGUUUGAUUCGUUGCCUCCACCACUGCCAAAUGAAGACAAUGGCCUGCAUUUACAGGCUGUGUUGGUCCAACAUUGUCCAGGUCAUUUUGGUCCAAAGAGCAUGCAGUCAGAAGACACUCUCUGUCAGUCCUCAGAGGAAAUGAGAAAUGAAGGGACCCUGGCGUCUAAUACAGAAUCGGUGACCUCUGACCUGGGAAUGAAUGGAUCACACACUACCUUCAACCUGAGCGGUGAACACCCGCUUCCAUCAGAGCAAAUGUCUUCUCAACAAAAGUAUUUCCACGAAAGCUUUGAUAAUGUUUAUGAGGAUGUGGAAACAGUCCCCAAGUUUUCUUUUGCUCAAAGCUCUUAUAAGUGUAAAGGAGCUCCUAAGAAUCCAUAUGCAGAUAACAGCCUUGUGAAAGAAGAAACUUGGAGGAAUAUAUGGCAUGUCACUCAAUGGUCUAAUGCAGCUGAAGAUCAAAAUGGCCAACAUGAUAGAAAGAAGCUGAGCCCUGAACAUCAUGAGGAUAAAGAGCAGAAGAAGAAAGAGAAGCAGCGUCUGGAGAAGGAGAAGAAAGAACAGAAAGAGAAGGAUAAAAAGAGAAACGAAAUGCACAAGAAAUUUAAAAUCACUGGACUGGAAGAGCCCAUGUAUUGUGCCAGAGUGCUGGCGGACAGCAAACUGCGAAAGUACAACCUGCCCGUCAAAAGUGGGGAUCUCAUCAGCAUCAUCCGAACAGUCAACUGCCCCAAGGGCAAAUGGCUAGCCAGAGACACCAACAACAAAUAUGGCUACAUAUCUGUGAUGAACGUGGAGUUGAACAUUAAGGAGAUGCUUGAGCUCGGAAAAAAGGUAUCACAGGCCGCCGGACGAAGCCAAACCGAUGGAGAUAACCUUAGUGACAGCAGCAGGUCCUCUCAUCAGAAUCCUGUGCUUACAAGUAGCUUCACUGAUGACAGCGAGGAAUGGAUGUAUGAAGAUGACACGUUGUCGCUGUCUGCUGAAAAUGUGAGUCAGAUCAAAGCUGCCUCUAUGCAUGAGAUGUUUGAUAGCAACUCUUCAGCUCAUCAUCCAUUUGGUGACUGGAGUAUUGAAGACAUCCAGACACAAGAGGCAGACAACUUCCAGUUUGCAGACAUUGAUCUUCUGCCUCCUCCAGCUCUUUACGCUGACUCUCUGUGAGCCGGUGGUAUGUCUCAUGACUUUGAUUGCGUUCCUCUAUCAUUACCAAUGACAUCCUCAUCCACACAAGUGUUGUUUGAAAAAUGGCUAUCUAGCACUGACCUUUAGUCUUUAAAUCAUCAAAUCAGACUUGAUUCUCAAAUGCUAAAAAAGACAACUUACUGUAGCAUUUUGAUGAAAGUGAUCUUUUCAAGUUUGAAGUGUUCCAUUUGCAUUGUGUGCAAGCAGUGGUAGAUUGAGGAUGAAUGGCAGCUUAGGGGUUUUAAUGAAACGGCAAUGUGGCACUUAUUCAUAUGAACUAUUAAAUUGCAAAAUUGAAGUCAUCUUCAAGGAAUUGAGAGUAACUGUGAUUUUGCAUGCUAUCUACACAAUAACCUUGAAGUUGCUUUUGUCUUUGUGUCUCAUUGUGUGGGAAUAUUGGAAGUUGGUGGUUUGAUUACAUGUUUGUUCAAUAAUGAAAACUUAAAUGGAAUAAAUGGAUGUGUAUAC